AUGAACUCUGGAACUCCUGUCGAGGACACCAUCCGGGCCAAGAUCACCGCCGCCUUUGAUCCUCAGACACUAGAGAUCUACAAUGACUCUCAUCUGCAUGCUCAUCACAAGCCCAUGCAAGGCAGCACCUCCAGCGAGACCCACUUCCGACUUGUCAUCACAUCCGACGCCUUCACCUCCAAGAUGCAGCCCGCCCGCCACCGAAUGGUCUACGCCCUGCUGCGUGACGAGAUGGCCCUUGAGGGUGGAAUCCACGCCCUGCAGCUCCGCACCAUGACCCCCGAGGAGGAAGAGCGCCACAAGGCCAAGAAGGAGGCCGAAGCUAGGGCCGCCACCGCCGCCGAGGAGGAAGCUGAGACUUGA
Fusarium falciforme is the source of this 363-nucleotide messenger RNA. RefSeq lists its product as hypothetical. The record is from RefSeq and is a predicted model, not a curated record. Bases 1 to 363 code for a protein of 120 amino acids. The transcript has 3 exons. Lineage: Eukaryota; Fungi; Ascomycota; Sordariomycetes; Hypocreales; Nectriaceae.